Messenger RNA from Grus americana (Whooping crane), 3189 nucleotides. It is a transcript of the gene RB1, whose product is annotated as RB transcriptional corepressor 1. Gene Ontology annotation, biological process: regulation of transcription by RNA polymerase II; neuron projection development; cell morphogenesis involved in neuron differentiation. Gene Ontology annotation, molecular function: RNA polymerase II transcription regulatory region sequence-specific DNA binding. The record is from RefSeq and is a predicted model, not a curated record. Gene Ontology annotation, cellular component: chromatin; nucleus; Rb-E2F complex. The transcript is spliced from 28 exons. Bases 169 to 2988 code for a protein of 939 amino acids. NCBI's taxonomy places the organism in Eukaryota, Metazoa, Chordata, Aves, Gruiformes, Gruidae.
AGCCGGCCCGGAAGUGACGGCAAGCGGCUGGGGGGGUGACGCAGUUUUCCCGCGGUUUAGAGCGGUGGGGUAGGGGGGAGAGGAGCGGUAGCGGUAGCCUGUCGUUACUGUCGCCCGCGGCGGGCUCUUGAACGGCGGAGCCCAACGGCCGCCCGCGCGCGGGCCGCCAUGCCGCCCAAGCUCCCCCGCAGGGCGGGCGCCGCCAGGAGCCAGCGCGCCAGCCCCGACAGCGGCUCCGCGCCGCCCGCCGCCCCCCGGCUCGAAAUCGGCGAAGCUGACUUCGUCGUGCUCUGUGAUGCGCUGAAAGUAUCGGACAGCGUGAGGGAGAAAGCGUGGAAGACGUACGAGAGCUUGUCGGCUGUGGAUGGAGCUGUAGCUUAUAACAAAAAGAAAAAGGAAACAUGGGGAGUCUGUAUCUUUAUUGUAGCAAUUGAUCUGGAUGAAAUGACAUUCACUUUCACAGAGCUUCUGAAAAGUAUAAGCAUAAGUGUAUGCACAUUUUUUCAGUUUCUGAAAGAGGUGGAUGUUAACAUGGAUACUGUAAGCACUGAAGUUGAUAGCACUGUAUCAAGGCUGAAAAAGAAAUAUGAUGUAUUACUUGCACUAUACCACAAGUUUGAAAGGACUUGUGGCCUUAUUUAUCUGGAACAACCUAGUAGUGAGAUUUCUGCUGAACUCAGUUCUGUAUUAGUCCUAAAAAAUUACUGGAUUACUUUUUUGCUGGCAAAAGGUAAAGUGUUGCAAGUGGAAGAUGACCUGGUGAUUUCUUUCCAGUUGUUGCUGUGUGUCUUAGUUUAUUUUAUCAAACUGUCACCUCCUGCUAUGCUCAAGGAACCAUACAAGUCUGCUGUGACUGCAGUGGCUGUUAAUGGUUCAGCUCGAACUCCAAGAAGAGGUCAGAACAGGAAUACACGUACUUCAAAGCAAAUUGAUACCGAUACAAAAGUUAUUGAAGUCCUUUGUAAAGAGCAUGAUUGUAAUUUAGAUGAGGUCAAAAAUGUGUAUUUCACAAGCUUUAUUCCUUUCUUGAGUUCUAUUGGUAUUGUAGCUUCAAAUGGACUACCAGAGGUUGAGGUUCUCUCGAAACAGUAUGAUGAGCUCUAUCUCAAAAACAAAGAUAUAGAUGCAAGAUUAUUUCUGGAUCAUGAUGAAACUCUACAGCCUGAUGUCAUACCAUGCUCACAGUUGGAGAGGACACCAGUAAAAAACAAUCCAGAUGAGGAACUUAAUUUUAUACUUCCGCAGACUCCUGUUCGAGCUGCAAUGAAUAACAUUCAGCAAUUGAUUAUGAUUUUAAACUCAGCAACUGAUAAACCAUCAGAUACUCUCAUCAUGUAUUUCAACAAUUGCACAGUUAACCCUAAGGAUAGUAUCCUGAAAAGAGUGGAAAGUCUUGAACACAUCUUCAAAAAGAAAUUUGCUGAAGCAGUUGGACAGGGAUGUGCUGAAAUUGGCUCACAGAGAUAUAAGCUUGGAGUACGUCUAUAUUACAGAGUAAUGGAGUCUAUGCUAAAGUCGGAGGAAGAGCGCCUCUCAGUGCAGAAUUUUAGCAAACUUCUGAAUGAUAACGUCUUCCACACAUCUCUUCUGGCUUGUGCUAUUGAGGUUGUCAUGGCUACGUAUGGCAGAAGCGCUUCACAAAGUGAUGGUACCAGUGCUGAAACAGACUUGUCUUUCCCAUGGAUUCUCAAUGUAUUUGACUUAAAAGCUUUUGACUUCUACAAGGUGAUUGAAAGCUUCAUUAAAGCGGAGCCAAGCCUAACAAGGGAAAUGAUAAAGCAUCUGGAACGCUGUGAACAUCGAAUUAUGGAGUCUCUUGCUUGGCAAUCUGGGUCACCUCUGUUCGAUCUUAUCAAGCAGUCAAAAGAACGAGAAGGCCAAACUGAUCAGCCUGAGCCCACUUCCACUCUCAAUCUGCCUCUCCAACAUAAUCACACUGCAGCAGACCUCUAUCUUUCUCCUGUGAGAUCGCCAAAGAAGAAAGCAUCUGGACCUCCUCCAAGUGCUUCUUCCACUCCAGAUGCUCAGCCAGCUGUGACCCCCCAAACACAGAAAGCACAGAAAUCUACCUCCCUCUCUCUCUUCUACAAAAAAGUGUAUCUACUGGCCUAUCUUCGACUACAUACCCUGUUCUUUCGGCUUCUUUCUGAUCAUCCUGACCUGGAACCCUUGAUCUGGACCCUCUUCCAGCACACACUGCAAAAUGAGUAUGAACUUAUGAGAGACAGGCACUUGGACCAGAUCAUGAUGUGUUCCAUGUAUGGCAUAUGUAAAGUAAAGAAUGUAGAUCUUAGAUUUAAAAUAAUAGUUUCGGCAUACAAGGAGCUUCCCAACACAAAUCAAGAGACUUUCAAACGUGUUCUUAUCAGGGAAGAACAGUAUGACUCCAUUAUAGUCUUCUACAACUUAGUGUUUAUGCAGAAGCUGAAAACGAACAUUUUGCAGUAUGCCUCCAACAGGCCUCCCACUCUGUCACCUAUCCCACACAUUCCUCGCAGUCCUUACCAGUUUUCCAACUCUCCUCGGCGUGUCCCUGCUGGCAAUAACAUCUACAUUUCACCCUUGAAGAGCCCUUACAAAUUCUCCGAUGGGUUUCAGUCACCCACAAAGAUGACUCCAAGGUCUAGAAUUUUGGUGUCAAUUGGUGAAUCAUUUGGGACUUCUGAAAAGUUUCAAAAAAUAAACCAGAUGGUGUGCAACAGCGAUUGCCAGCUAAAACGCAGCGCAGAGGUAAGCGCUGCUCCUAAGCCACUGAAGAGGCUGCGCUUUGAUAUAGAAGGGCAAGAUGAAGCAGAUGGAAGCAAACACCUACCCCAGGAGUCCAAGUUUCAACAAAAGCUUGCAGAAAUGACAUCUACUCGAACAAGAAUGCAAAAGCAGAAACUGAAUGAUGGAAAUGAUACCUCAGCCAGUGAAAAAAAAGUUUUACAGACAGAAUGUAUGUUAACAUUGGGGUACACUGACCGUAAGCUCUGUUACAGCAGCUGAAGUUCUUCCGUGAUCCUUUGGCUAGAGGAGUGACAUUAGAGCCCAGUACCUAAACAGAUGUAUUAUUUCUUUACUGUGACAAUGUAUUUUUUUUUUCUUUUGUUCAAACAGACUGAAGGCUUUACAUCAAAUGUACAAUAAUAUUUUAUACAACUAAUCAUUUUCUCUCCUUUCAAGAUAAAUAAAAUAGAUUUUAAAAGA